This is a messenger RNA of Perca flavescens (yellow perch), 1791 nucleotides long. Its product is annotated as piggyBac transposable element-derived protein 4-like. NCBI's taxonomy places the organism in Eukaryota, Metazoa, Chordata, Actinopteri, Perciformes, Percidae. The record is from RefSeq and is a predicted model, not a curated record. The coding region runs from base 1 to 1791 and encodes 596 amino acids. The transcript has 3 exons.
AUGGAGGACAUGUGGGUCCUGUCCAACAGGAGCCUGCAGGCUUCCGGAGUGAGCGCUCUUGACCUCAACAGUUGCAACAGCGCUUCCUUGAGUGCCAACCCGUGGGACUCGUUGGAGAACCCGGGACCCACAGAGUACGCGGCCACACGCGCCCACGACAUACUCUCCACGUUCAACCUGUUGGUCACACGGCGCAUACUAGAGAUCAUGGUGACCGCCACGAACCUCGAGGGCCUGAGGAAACGCGGCAACGACUGGAAAAUGACGGACGUCACGGAGCUGCGCGGCUACCUCGGGCUGCUGCCCCUCGCCGGCGUGCACAGGUCCCGAAACGAGGCCCUGGAGAGCCUGUGGCAUGAGGAGAGCGGCAGGGCCAUUUUCCGCGGCACAAUGUUGCUCAAGCGAUUCCACGCGCUCUCGCGAGUGCUGCAAUUCGACGACCACGAGACGAGAGGCGCCAAACGAGCCUCGGACAAACUGCCGGCCAUACGAGAAGUGUGGGAUGCCUGGGUGCGGGAGCUGCCUCGCCUCUACAACCCGGGCCCCGACGUGACCGUGGACGAGCAGCUGGUUCCCUUUCGAGGUCGAUGCUCCUUCCGCCAGUACAUGCCCAGCAAGCCCGCCAGGUACGGACUCAAGUCGUGGGUGGCCUGCGACGCCGGCUCCAGCUACGCGUGGAACAUGCAGGUCUACACGGGCAAGUCUGUGAGCGGCGAGCCCGAAAGGAAUCAGGGCGCCCGAGUGGUGAUGGACCUGACCAAGAGACUGCGGGGCCACCGCAAUGUGACGUGCAACAACUUUUUCACCUCCUACGAGCUGGCCCGGCGGCUCCUCCACGACAGGGACCUCACCGUGGUGGGCACGAUGCGCAAAAACAAGCCCGAGCUGCCGCACGCCUUGCUCUACACCAAGGGCCGCGCGGUCUUCUCGUCCAGUUUAGCCUUCACGCCCACCGUCACUCUGGUGUCCUACGUGCCCAAGAGGAACAGGAACGUGGUGCUGCUGAGCACGCUGCACACGGGGGACGCCUCCACAGCUGCCAAGCCCGACAUCAUCCUGCACUACAACAGCACCAGGGGUGGCGUGGACAACCUGGACAAGCUCGUCGGCACGUACAGCUGCCGCAGGAAGACGGCACGCUGGCCCCUCGCCCUGUUCCACAACAUCCUCGACGUGUCCGCCUACAACGCCUUUGUGCUUUGGCGAGAGCUCAGGCCCGAGUGGCUGUGCGGCAAGCUCAACAGGCGCAGGGCUUUCCUCGAGCAGCUGGGCAGGGUGCUCGUCACUCCGCUCAUCGAGAGACGCUCGCGUCUCCCUCGCACGCAGGUGUCUGCCGCGCUCGUCAAAGCCGUGGCAGCGAGGUCAUGCGAGCCAAGGUCAGGCGCUGGUGUCAGGCGAGUCCGACAGGACCAGCGAGGAGACGAGGAGGAAGACGAGGAGGACAAAAACGACGAGCAAGACGACGAGGAAGAAGCAGCGCCGAGAGCGCCGAGAGUGCCCAGCAAGCGAAAGAGGUGUCAGCUCUGUCCAAAGAAAAAGGACCGAGACACACAACGUGUGCGGUGGCUGCCAGAGAUACGUCUGCGGGAGGUGCACACAGCCCUACUGCGCGGACUGCGUGAGACAGUAGCCUCUCGGCUCGCGCGGCGGUUUGAGCUGCGCCUUUGCCUUUACGCUGCACACAAAAAAAAACAACCAGCGACAUCAACUUUCCAAUGCAACAAGGGUCCCGGGGACCCGAGGGAUACAAGCCGCCACGAGGCCAGUAGCGAGAGACAAAAAUGUCAUUGA